Molecule: messenger RNA, 2022 nt
Organism: Cervus elaphus (red deer)
Lineage: Eukaryota; Metazoa; Chordata; Mammalia; Artiodactyla; Cervidae
Product: translation initiation factor IF-2-like
Exons: 5
Coding region: 217-567 (116 amino acids)
Source: RefSeq, a predicted model, not a curated record
UGCCCAUCCCGCGGGACCCAGGGACCGUGACAGCCAGGGAGACCGCGGCCACUGUCGGCUGGGCACCGGCCCCCCGGGCACCUGGCCGCCGCGCUCACACUGCGGUUUGUCUCCUCCCGCGACUUUGGUGGGCUGCGUUCCGAGAGCCAGUCCUUCUCGAGCCAACUUUUUCUUUCUUUUUUUUCUCGGUGUUUCUCAUCGUCCCUGAGUCUUGUCAUGACUCAUGGAUCCCUCGUGCUUCUCCCCACCCCCACGCCCGCCUGCCCUGCGGGUGUGCUCCUGCCGCCCGGCUGCGCUCCCCGCCGGGGACCUGCCCGGUGGAGGGGGGCGCGGGAUGGCCCCCGGCUCUCCGCGGUGACCGUGCGGAUAGCCCAAUCGGAGAUCGCGUCGGCCGGCCACCGCCCCCAGAAAAGCAGGAGGGCUCUGCGCGCUCCAGCUCGGCGGAAACGCGCGCCGGGCGGCCGCGCUGCAAGACUCGAGUCACCGGAGGCUGGAGAAAGCCCCUCGAGGCGUGCCUACCAGCUGCCAGUGCCUGAGAGGCCCUCGGGGCGCAAAGAGGCUAAAUGAAGUCAGGGGAUUUUUACAAGUUGAAGUGACCCUCCCCCUCUGCCCAGGCAGAGAGGUGAUUUUGCUAACCCUCCUCUCCUCUCAGCCCAGGUCAGCUGCGUGAUAUCCGAGUAUCCAGAGGGCUGGGAUGGGGGUCCCCGGGGGUGGGGCAGGGGCCUUGCCUGGCUGUGGUCCUGGAGUGGGGAAGUGGACCCCCAGGAGUGGGCAACCCCUAAGUCCUCAUCCCUGGGUAUUUCAACACCCAAGUUAAGCUCUAUCUUCAGAGUUCACCACUUCCUCCUUUCCUUCCUUGGAAAUUUGGUUGCAAAUAUCACUACAUGGUUUAACCUUUAAAGGUAAACUUCUGAAAUGGCCAGCUCCAAAUAAAAACUAGCCUUUUGUGAGGGAUCCAACUCCAAACCAAACUGGCUUUCCCUUUUAGAAAUGCUGCCCUUUUACCACAAAGACAAGAGAUGCUCAGUGUUGUGAAAGAACACACAAUUAGGCUUUGGGGAUUUUAAGUCAACAUUAUAUGUACAAAAUCUAGGCAAGAAGGAGAAAGCAGCUUAUCAAAACUGCCAACACACUCAGGAGAACUCUUAAAUAGCACCUGAAACAGGAGAGAAGGAGGCUGGGCACAACCUUUGGAAGAAAGACACAGCCGUGAGGACACGACAAACACUGGGUUAGAACCAAGGAGGUCCAAGAUGGCGGAAGAUUCAACUUCCGGUGGACCGUGAGCCGCGUUACGUGCUCAUUAUAAUAUGCACUCCUUAUGCUCACUAUGCGCUCAUUAUGUGCUAAUGGCCAGGCUCCUCUGUUCAUGGAAUUUUCCUGGCAAAGAUACUGGAGUGGGUGGCCAUUUCCUUCUCCAGGGGAUCUUCCUGACCUAGGGCUCGAACUUGGGUCUCUUGCAUUGCAAGCAGAUUCUUCACCAUUUGAGCCAACAGAGAAGCCCCUAUUAUAAUAUAUUAGCAUCUAAAUGACACCUCUACCAGCACCGUCAAGUGGAAAGUGAAAGUGAAGUUGUUAAGUCGUCCAACUCUUUGUGAGCCCAUGGACUCUAGCCUACCAGAGUUGCCCUUUCCUUCUCCAGGGUAUCUUCCUGACCCAGGGAUCAAACCUGGAUCUCCUGCAUUCCUGGCAAAUGCUUUGCCCUCUGAGCCACCAGGGAAGCCCAGCACCAUGACAGUUCAUCAGAGGCCAACCAUAAAAGACCAAAAUUGGGGGUAUCCCACUUCUUGAAAACUGCCAACCCUUCACUGAAAUAGUUAGAAUAAUUCUCCCACUCCUUCGCCUAUGAAAGUAUUCAGCCCAUAAAAACUAUAACCACCCAAAAUGUCCAGGCCUCUCACCUUCUGAGAUGGUCCACAUUCUGUGGGAUGUGUUUCUCUCAAGGCCCAUCUUGCCUUUUGAGGUAAACUGCAUUCUGUCUAUGAAAUGUGUAUCUCUCUAAAUAAAUCCAGUUACCUAUCA